Messenger RNA from Lathyrus oleraceus (garden pea), 1258 nucleotides. RefSeq names its product zinc finger protein STOP1 homolog. Gene Ontology annotation, biological process: response to aluminum ion; response to acidic pH. The transcript has a single exon. The record is from RefSeq and is a predicted model, not a curated record. Bases 113 to 1015 code for a protein of 300 amino acids. Lineage: Eukaryota; Viridiplantae; Streptophyta; Magnoliopsida; Fabales; Fabaceae.
AAAGGCUAUUUAUGGAAAAUCAACCUGCAUCAUUUCACUCACCAAAGUCACUCUCCCACCACCCUCUACCAAUACACCAUUCAACAUACCCUACACUUAAACAUCAAUCAAUAUGCAAGAUCACUCUGAAAUAACUAAUGUUCCUCUUCAAAACCUCUCACAACUAAGCACCAAAAUGGAUUCUCUUCAAUGCUUCAUAUCUCAAUCCAUCAAAACCAAAACUCUCCUCCCCAAACAACACUUAGACACACUCUCCAACCAAAUCUCCUCAACCAUUUGCGAAGUCAUCAUCAAUGCAACCGCUCUUCUUGCCACGUGUCAUGUAACAACACCGGCCGAGUAUUACACGACACGUGGCAAAAACGACAUUUGCGUUUACGAUGAUGCAACAAAUUACGAAGAUUCCGACAUAGUGGAACUCGAUGCCGUGGAGUUACUCGCUAAAAAUUUUCAUUUAUGUGAGAUUUGCGGGAAAGGAUUCACGCGCGACGCGAAUUUACGUAUGCACAUGCGGGCUCACGGGGAACAGUUCAAGACUCCAGAAGCUUUGCGUGGCGUGAGGGAAACGCGCUUGACCUCGACGCGAUUUUCUUGUCCGUACGAUGGAUGCAAAAGGAACAAGUUACACAGGAAGUUCACGCCGUUGAAGUCGGUGUUCUGUUUGAGGAACCAUUUUAAGAGAAGUCAUUGUCCGAAAACUCACACGUGUGAUCGGUGUCGGAGAAAGAGCUUUGCGGUGGUUUCGGAUUUGAAGAGUCAUGUGAAGCAGUGUAAGGGAGAGUCCACGUGGAAGUGUUCCUGCGGAACUACGUUUUCUAGGAAGGAGAAACUGUUUGGACACGUGGCACGGUUUGAGGGGCAUUCACCGGUGUUUGUUGUGGCGGCGGCAGAAGAAGGGAGAGGACAAUCCGUGGCGGCGGAAGGGGAAGGUGUGGCCGUGGGUGCAAAUUUGACUAACGAAAGUGAUGGGUUACCUGAAGGUUUCUUUGAUGAUUUGGAUAAGUUUUGGGUUUGACUUUGACUCUUUUUUGGAAUAAUUUUUUUGGACUUUUGCACGAUUAAUUAAUAAAUUUUUCAGAAUUAUUUUUAGAUUGAUGAAAGAUUUUGUAUUUGCUCUUUGAUCAAUAUUAUUUAACAGGAGGGUUGAAUUUGUUUUUAGUUUCUAUAAAUAGAUCAUAAUUCAAUUUUAUAGUCCCUUAUAAUUGAAGGUUUACGUGAAACAUGUUUUAUAUUUAUCAAUGAGAAUUAUUUUUUUCAA